AUAUGUAUUAUUCUCUUUUCAAACCUAGCAAAGCAGAGGAGGCACCAAAAAUGGGUAGCGGCAAGGAGCAGAAGCAGCACAAGAAGAAACGAUUUCCGUUACGACCCAAAAAAGUGAAGAAGAAGGAAAAGUUGAAGCAGAAGAGAAGCAGCAGCAACAGCAACAGCAACAAUGGCAAAUCUACAGAAAAUGCGAAAUCCAAAAGCAAAGUGAAAGACAAAUCGUUAAACGACGUCGUUCGUUUCCCUACAGCGGAACAACAGCUGGAGUUUUUCCAUGAAAAGUAUCAAUCGGCCAAUAGGGUUCAGCUUUCUUCCCUCGAACUCGAUUCCUUUACAGAGACAUGCAUGCUUGAGCUCAACCCUGAUCAAGCUCAAAUUAGUAAUGCAUUGGCUGACCAUAUGAAGGUUGCUUUUGGACCAUCAUGGAAAGAGACUCUAUGUGCAAAGGAGCUUGAUGAGAAAAUCGAUCCAGGGCAACCUGCACUUCUGGUUAUUAGCUUAUCUGCCUUGCGUUCGUUGGACCUUCUCAGAGAAUUGCAGCCUUUGACAAGUGAAUGCCGUGCUGCAAAGCUUUUCUCAAAGCAUAUGAAGAUUGAGGAGCAGGCGUCUUCUCUCAAGAAUCGUGUUAAUAUUGCAAGUGGGACACCAAGCAGGAUUAAGAAGUUGAUAGACGUGGAGGCACUUGGCCUGUCUCGAUUAGCUGUGAUUGUGCUGGAUAUGAAAACUGAUGCGAAGGGCUAUUCACUGUUGACUCUGCCUCAAGUCAGAGAUGAGUUCUGGGACUUGUAUAGGAACUACUUUCACCACCGAGUACUGGAAGGUGCAUUGCGGAUAUGUCUUUAUGACGAAAUACCAGCUAACAUUAAGAAAAAGAAGAGCAAUCAGGAUGAGUAACCUCUUCAAGACUGAUACGAGGAUACUGUACUAUCGUCAUCCAAUCCAUUUUGACAUUUUUGUAUCGCAAAAUUGUGGUAGAGGAUAUACAGAACUAGUAUUUAGGAAUCUCUGUAGGUUGUGUUGUUUAGCUAGGUAAAUUUGUCGGGUAAAAAAUGAUUCGAGUUCCAGUGGAUGUCUUUCGGAGAGAUUUAUGACGGGAUUUUUUUCUUUUUGUGAGCUCUUUCUGUAAAAGGAAACUAGUGUACUCACUCAAGUGAGACAAUUUUCAUGAAAUGUGAUGGUUGAGUUGAAAAACAA
Molecule: messenger RNA, 1196 nt
Organism: Solanum dulcamara
Lineage: Eukaryota; Viridiplantae; Streptophyta; Magnoliopsida; Solanales; Solanaceae
Exons: 6
Coding region: 3-896 (297 amino acids)
Cellular component (GO): nucleus; 90S preribosome
Source: RefSeq, a predicted model, not a curated record